This is a messenger RNA of Hippocampus comes (tiger tail seahorse), 1695 nucleotides long. It is a transcript of the gene enoph1, whose product is annotated as enolase-phosphatase 1. The record is from RefSeq and is a predicted model, not a curated record. The coding region runs from base 275 to 1060 and encodes 261 amino acids. NCBI's taxonomy places the organism in Eukaryota, Metazoa, Chordata, Actinopteri, Syngnathiformes, Syngnathidae. Gene Ontology annotation, molecular function: acireductone synthase activity; magnesium ion binding. The transcript is spliced from 6 exons.
GUGGACUUGAUGGACACUGCUGCAGGCUCUAGCUCACGCUUUGUCGCGCAACCAUGAUAGUCAUGCUAGCAAAUUAAAUAUAAAAAAACAAUCUAGAACGUAAAAGAACAACAACAACAACAAAAAAAAAAGGCUUUUAGCACAUUUCCAAUAGAUUCGCGAGCUUUGGACAACCGGCGAACGUCACAUACACGCCGAUCUACCGGCUCGGAGAAGCUAAUUACGCUAACGUUAGCUAAACUGUAAUAAAUAAUAAAUAAAUAAAUCAACAUUAAUGGCCACUGUGGCGAUUCCCGCUUGCACCACUGCUCUUUUGCUGGAUAUCGAGGGCACAACCACUCCAAUCACCUUUGUAAAGGAUAUUCUGUUUCCAUACAUACGGGAGCAUCUGGAAGAUUAUCUGUCAGAUCACUGGGAGGAAGAUGAGUGCAAACAGGAUGUUCAUCUUCUCAAAAAACAGAUCGAAGAGGACACGAGGCAGAACCGGGCGCGUCCCGUCCACGCAGUGGACCAGACGGUGCACACGGAUGAGGAAAAGGCCAUCCGGGAGGUGGUGGACGACGUGCUGUGGCAGAUGGCCGCCGACCGCAAGUCCACGGCGCUCAAGCGGCUCCAGGGUCACAUGUGGCGAGCAGCGUACUCGUCGGGCACAAUCAGAGGCGAGAUCUACCAGGAUGUGACGCCAUCCAUCCGAAGGUGGCGAGGGCACGGCCUCAAGGUCUUCAUCUACUCAUCGGGCAGCGUGGAAGCCCAAAAACUCCUCUUCGCACACUCGGUAGAGGGUGAUGUUUUAGAUUUAUUUGACGGUCACUUUGACACAGCCGUCGGUGCCAAGGUGGACGCCAAAAGCUACGAAAGAAUCGCAGAGAGGAUCGGCUGUCCGCCAGGGGAAAUCACCUUCCUGACGGAUGUCACCCGCGAGGCCAAAGCUGCGGAGGACGCCGGCGUCAACGCGGUGGUGGUGGUGCGGCCGGGUAACAUUGAACUGACGGAAGAAGAAGCAGCGCACUACCAUGUCAUCACGUCCUUCGGCCAGCUGCAAGUGACGGGGAGACCUUAAUGGAGGCGCAAAAAAACCUCAAGUAUACUAAUAUAUAUUUAAAAAAAGAAAAGGGCCCAAAGGUCUCCACCUCAGUGGUGUCAAAUUUGUCAGUCUUAUUUACAGUAAACGUGUUGUCGUAGUGACUCUGUUUCUCCUGAUUUUCACAUUGUGCAUCAAUUCCAAAUGAAGUGUCCAAUGAGCGUACAAAUAAACGCCUAAUCUUGCACAAAAGCUUCGUCGUCUCCAACACGGUCAGCGACCUUGUAAAUAAAUAGAGUAUUGAAAAUAUUGCAUGUGGACCAUCUACGAAAGACUAAAACCAAGAGACUUGACCGUGGCUCAUCAAUCCUACUGGGACGCGGGGCAUUUUUUUGUACAAAGUUGAAAUGUCACUUUUUCCACAUUUUCUUGUUAUAGAAAAUUGAAUAAAUAUUUUCCCCUUCAAAUUCUUCACAAAACAGCUAGUGAUUACAGUCAGGUUGGAGGAAUUUCGAGCCCAAAAACAUAACUUUAAAAAAAAAAUCACAUUAAAAGUACAUUUUGGAAUAUGGCUGGUGAAUUGUUAAUUAUUGUCUAAGAAACUGCAGACAACACAAUUACUUUGACUGAUCUUUGCAUCCUUAAUCCAAAUAAAAAUCUGAAUUUGAAAAAAA